Molecule: messenger RNA, 782 nt
Organism: Camellia sinensis
Lineage: Eukaryota; Viridiplantae; Streptophyta; Magnoliopsida; Ericales; Theaceae
Source: RefSeq, a predicted model, not a curated record
GGGGUUGGAAUGGACUAUUCAGCAACCAGCAAGCUUGCCCUCCAAUGGACAUUUGAUAAUCUGAUCGAAGCUGGCGAUCUCGUUGUUGUCAUCGAUGUCCUCUCCCCCAAAUCCGAUCCGACCAAUAAGCAGCUCUUUGAGGACACUGGAUCACCUUUGAUACCUCUGGAAGAAUUCAGAGAGAUUAAUGUGUGCAAGAAAUAUGGACUCACUCCUGAUGCAGAAGUUCUGGAUAUACUUCAUACCAUGUCAAAGACCAAAGGGGCAAAGGCUGUGGCAAAGGUGUACUGGGGGGACCCAAGAGAGAAGCUGUGUGAUUCUGUGGAAAAUCUCAAGCUUGAUUCCAUUGUUGUUGGCAGCAGAGGCUUAGGUGCCAUUAAAAGGGUGUUCCUUGGCAGUGUGAGCAACCACGUGGUGCAAAAUGCUACAUGCCCAGUCACAGUUGUGAAGGGGCCACCAUUGCCCAAGCCUUAGUUUUCUGCUCUCUUAUUCUUUCCCUCAAUAUAUCCAAAUGAAGGUUGCUAUUAGAUCUAUUGUAGUGGCCUAUAGUAGAUCAAUAUGAAGUCUGAGUGAUUGUUGUGUGACUUCCAUGUUAGAAUGUGGAAAGGAAAAGGGUAAACUACUUAUUAUGAUAAAUAUCGUUUUCCUUUUUCAUUUAUGUGAGAAAAAUAAAUUGGUAAUUAAAGAAAAUGAAGCAUUCUCUUGUGGAAAAAGGUUAUUGGAGUAUAGUAUCUGCAUAAAUGUUGCGUGUCUCUUUUUGUUUUAGAAAGUAUUUUAUGUAA